ACACGUCACGCACGUCGCCGUGAGGUGACGCGGCGGUGACGUCGCAGAGGGGGAAGUUGUUGUUGUUUUUGCUCGUCUGUUGUAACAGUGGAUCAGUAACCGGUGAAACCAGAGUCUCUGGUCCCGGAAUAAAGACAAUAAUAUGCCAAUGAGUCUCUCGUGUAGUUGAGGCUGUAGUUGAUGAAGGAAUGGAGGUGCUGGACAGUCCUCUCAAUCUCGCCCAUCAACAGUGCAGGAAAGCAGACCGCUUGCUAGCUGCUGGAAAAUUUGAAGAUGCCAUCUCCUGCCACAGAAAAGCUGCAGAACUUCUCAAGGAGGCCAUGAAGCUCACCGAGUGUGAACAGGCUCGCUUGUCUCUGGAGCUUCAGCGGGAUAGUCACGUCAAGCAGCAGAGGCUGAUCGAGGAGCAGUGGAAACGAGCGAAGCGAGAGGACAAACCCAGAACGCUCCAACACGUCCCCGCUUCAGACCAGACGCCGCGCCGCCACCUACAGUCGGGCGGAGCCGCCACAGACGUCUCCCAACCCUCUGAACGUGAGUACGACACCUGGCUGUACCUCCUAAAGAACAAAGGCACUGUCUCAGAGCCCUGCACAGGCAGCAAAGCCCAGAAAGACGACAAAACCCGACUAGAAGAGCAGCAGACCACCAUCGACGACCUACGCAACCUGGUGGACCGGCUGGUGUCUGAAAACGAGCAGCUGAAACGGGAGAACGAGCAGCUGCGGGCGGAGAACGCGCGGUUGAAGAAGGAACCCUACGCCGACGCCGACUUCGUGGAGCGGUCGGAGCUCUGGGUGCUCCCGCAGACGGCCGAGGAGCGCAAGGCCAAGGACAUUCCCAUCCCGCAGCUCCCUCCGCUGGAGAUGCCCACUCAGGAGAUCUCUCUGGAAGACCUGCCCGGCCUGGAGCUUCCUGAGGACAUCCAGCAGGAGCUGCAGGAGCUGCUGGACGGGGAGAAGCUGUGACCGCUCACGCACCAAAGGGAGACUUCCAUCGCCAUCGCGUGCCGGCGAAGCACGUCCACGUGAAGGUUCACGACUUCUCAGCGGCGCCCCGUUGCAAUUGGAUAUACAAUGAAAGAUGACUCUUUUUGAAGUACGUGUGCCUUUUUGAACAUUUCUAAUGCGUUUUUUUGAUGAAGUACGAGCGAAAAGGGACAUCGGAGAUUCUGUCGAGCAGAACUUUUUAUCAGCAGGUGCAAAUCUUGCAAAAUCCCACUUUGAAUCGAAAACUGUUUCCUACACAGACACUGUGAACUACAUUCAUAAUGUGUGUGUGUGUGUGAGUGAGUGUGCGUGAGGGUUUUGUGCAGUAUCUGUUGAUCAGCACCAUCGAUGUCGACGUUGUGGUUAUGCAGUUUCAGUCGUCUAUCAACAGCGCAGAUUUAGGGCAUAGAGGAAGCCAAGAGGCCUCGAUGCAAUUAGUUAUGCAUUCUGUUUCCGUACACUGAUAACCAGCUUGCAGCACUUGUUUUGCCUUAUUGCAGUUAGUACGAAGCCCAGUCACGAUGUCAUCUCUGGACAAUUUGUAGCAACCUGUAAAACGCAGACGCUGUGGAUUAUUUACAGGGUAAGGGACUUUGAGACUGAACAUGAGUGCAUUCGGAACUAUAAGCAAUAAUCAUGUCAAGUGCUACAGAAUCACUCAUGGUUUUGUUGUUUCUCAUCUCCGCUCACUUCUCUGAAUUCCUGCUCCGCUGGCUCCUCUCUUUGGACCUGUGGGAAGUCUGGAUGAAUCGUUUCGACGCUUCGUUUGUACUGUUCUCAUCAGUCGAGGAUUCACGGUGUUAAUAUUUUCAGGUAACUGAUUGCACAAUCAUACCUUGCUCUAACAAUAAACCAGGUUCACUCCUCACACUAAUCACAAGCUACCGACAUGUGCCAGACGCGCUUGGGAAGAGAUGAAUUUGUGGCUCAUAUUUGUGUCAUGAAGAGGGAACCAAAACCACAUUUUGCUCUUUUUAUUAUUAUUGUUAUUAUUUUGUUUUUAAUUCAAUGUUUAAUUACUGGUUUACCACAGUAAUCAGGGUGCAUCAGAUUGUUUUGUUAUUUUACGUUUUGUUUUGUGAUGUAAAAAUCAAUGAAAAUCAUAUGACAGAAGUGUUUUGAUGCAUGAAUGGCUGUUCUACGGUAGCUGUACGUAUAUGAUUAAGAUAUUGAAAAUGAGACUUUAUGUAUAAUUCUUUUGUGAGUUUACUUGUUCUGACAAGCAUUAAAGAUUUUAACAAGUGGCAGCAUAAA
Molecule: messenger RNA, 2243 nt
Organism: Labeo rohita (rohu)
Lineage: Eukaryota; Metazoa; Chordata; Actinopteri; Cypriniformes; Cyprinidae
Gene: nrbf2b
Product: nuclear receptor binding factor 2b
Exons: 4
Coding region: 189-968 (259 amino acids)
Biological process (GO): autophagy
Source: RefSeq, a predicted model, not a curated record